AUGAAGUCCGAAGCCCUCGACGCCUUCGCAACCCAAACACUCAGGCCCGGAGCCCUAGAGGCCGCCGCCACCAAAACUCCUGAGAAAGACGGACACAAGACGCUAUCCAACGAGGAAACAAUGGACAAAGAAAACCUACAGCAAGGCCAAAUCACCAACCGCACUGGCUCUGCCGCCAAAAUCGUCGAAGACGUCGUCCACGGAGUCCAAGCUAGUGUCGAAGAAGUAGUCCACAGCGUGCAAACAGUCGUUCACGACGUGGUCGCUUGGACGGAGAAGAAGGCGGAGGAGCUGAGCGCAGAGGUGGACAGUACGGGACCAUACACGUCACCAGCGACAUGUGCGCCGUCGGACUUCGAUCCCAUCGCGAGUGGAAUGCUGCCGGUGAUGGCAAAGAUGCAGCAAGAUGAAGGAGGAGAUGGUGGAAGUGGACAGGAGGAGGGAAAGGAAAAGGAGAAUGGUGGAGAGUCGAAGUUGUAG
Molecule: messenger RNA, 480 nt
Organism: Dothidotthia symphoricarpi CBS 119687
Lineage: Eukaryota; Fungi; Ascomycota; Dothideomycetes; Pleosporales; Dothidotthiaceae
Exons: 2
Coding region: 1-480 (159 amino acids)
Source: RefSeq, a predicted model, not a curated record